Messenger RNA from Hydra vulgaris (swiftwater hydra), 731 nucleotides. The record is from RefSeq and is a predicted model, not a curated record. Lineage: Eukaryota; Metazoa; Cnidaria; Hydrozoa; Anthoathecata; Hydridae.
UAUAGGUAUAUAUUAGAAGUAUUUUUAGUAUAUAUAUUAGGAGUAAAAAAUGGAGGGCAGAAUCAAUGCAAUUGCAAUUGAUGACAGUAUAACAAGUGAACGUGCGUUUUCGUGGUACUUAAACCACUAUCAUAAAACUGAUGAUAAGUUGCUUUUAAUCCAUAUUCAUCAAAUGCCUCAAUUGCCACCAAUGGGUUUGUCAGGUGCUUUAGUUGCUCAAAGCCUAACCAGAAGUUUCCACGAAAUGGUAGAGGAUAGCAUAAAGGAAAGCAAACAUGCUAUUGCAAAGUUUGAAUCACAGUGCCGUGAACGCAAUAUUAAACAUGAAGUAAUCUUUGAAGAUGAUUUCCAUUCUCCAGGAAAUAUGAUUUGUGAGAUGGCUCAAAAGCACAAAGCUGAAGCUAUCAUCAUGGGUCAGCGGGGGUUGGGCACCAUGAAAAGAUUGCUGUUAGGAAGCACAAGUGAUUAUGUACUGCACCACGCUAAUGUGCCAGUGGUUAUAGUCCCACCUCCCUCCGAAAAUUAGUGUAGUUUAUUUUUUUAUUAAUGUUUUAAUAAAACCAAAUUAAAUUUCUUAUAUAUCUUGGAAAUUUUUUAUGUCUAAUUAUUUUAAAUUAUUAUAUAAUUUACAUAGAGAACGUUUUUGUUUGUAUUGAUGUAAACUUGUAGUAAUUUAAAAUAUUUUUUAAAAAUAAAGUUUUUUUGAAUAGUUCAUGUCAAGUCUUUCGUUA